UUCGUGGUACGGUCACACCGGAGAAAACCCGACGACCACAACGUGCUCAAAAAAAACUCAAACCGGCGAACUAUGUUGUUUUUCUGCCCGUCGUGCGGCAAUAUUCUGAUCAUCGAGGAGGACACCACCUGCCACCGGUUCACCUGCAACACCUGCCCGUACAUAUCGAAGAUCAAGCGCAAGAUCUCGACCAAGACCUUUCCCCGCCUCAAGGAGGUUGACCACGUUCUGGGCGGCAAGGCGGCGUGGGAGAACGUUGACUCGACGGACGCCGAGUGCCCGUCGUGCAGCCACAAGCGGGCGUACUUCAUGCAGAUCCAGACGCGGUCUGCGGACGAGCCCAUGACCACGUUCUACAAGUGCUGCAACCACGAGUGCGGUCACAACUGGCGAGACUAA
Messenger RNA from Drosophila kikkawai, 399 nucleotides. RefSeq names its product RNA polymerase III subunit K (gene Polr3K). Gene Ontology annotation, molecular function: nucleic acid binding; zinc ion binding. Gene Ontology annotation, cellular component: RNA polymerase III complex. Gene Ontology annotation, biological process: DNA-templated transcription; termination of RNA polymerase III transcription. Lineage: Eukaryota; Metazoa; Arthropoda; Insecta; Diptera; Drosophilidae. The record is from RefSeq and is a predicted model, not a curated record.